GGUCUACAAUGAGGAGAUCCACAAGGAGGUCAUCCAUGGGGAUAGGAUUAGGCGUCGAUGAACGCCUCGAUUCAAAACCGACUGGGAGUUUUAGUACAAGAUUUUCCUUGUCGUCAUUUGUUAAGCGAGUUGACAAACUCACCGAUGAUCAAAGAACUGCGAUAAAGAAAGUUGGUUUUGGCAAUUUGCUUUUGAUACCUAAUCAGAUGCUGAGCAAGAGUUUGCUGGUAGAAUUGAUGGAGACAUGGAAUUCCGAGGAACUUGGUUUUAUGCUGCUUCCUGGUAUUGUCAAAAUUACUCUGAUGGACGUUGCUUUAAUUUUGGGGAUUCAUGUGGUUGGUGAUCCUAUACUGCUUAGGGAGGAUCAAGCCUUUUCGAAUCUUGAAACUAAUUAUGGAGCUUCUUUAUGGAAGAGGAAGAUCACAAUUGCAUCCCUUGAAAGUAGACUCGAUUCGCUUGGACAAGUAGUUAACGAAGACUUUGUUAGGACAUUCAUUCUCUUCACAUUUGGCACUAUUCUUUUUCCCAAUGCAAAUGGAAAAGUGGAAUCCCGUUACCUUCAUUUUCUGAAAAAUGUGGAUGAUAUUGGUCGCUUUGCGUGGGGUGCAGCUGUUCUCGAGGACAUGGUUAUGUGGUUGAACAAAAGAAAAGAGUCAAGUGUGCAAUAUGUUGGAGGUUGUCUUAUACUUCUUCAAAUAUGGUGUUAUGAGCACAUUGACCUUGCUCGGUCAGACUUGAAAGAGCGGCAGUCAAUGUUUCCCCGUGCAUGCAAAUGGGAAAAUAGCAAGUCUCGUCAGAGACAAUGGUUCGCUGCAAGAUUUAAGGAACUGCAGGAUUAUCAGAUAACAUGGCAUCUUCAACCAACUGCUGAGGAGUUACAAUUUGAUGUUAUCAAUGAGUUAUUGGAGGUUGAGAGCUCCAGUAUAGACAACUCCUCAGACCCCGGUUCAAUUAUUGGUGUUAGUGGACACGAAGUAGAAUCAGUCGAGCAUAAUUCCUGUAAAGUACAAGAAGGAAAAGGGAUUAAUUUGAAGCGGUCAACAGUGUCACAAAAUAUACCAAAACUGCAAACAAUGGGGAUUCCAUCAACUUCAGGUUCUUUGGCGCUAGACAAGGAUUCUGUGGAGAUAUUAUCAGAGUGCCAAUCAGAGAAAUUGAUUACUAGCAAGGUUGUUGGUCUUCUUCCCCUAGAAUCAGACGUGACUAAUACCGGUGAAGUACAACUACAAAAGGGACAAGAGGUUCAUCUGAAGCAGUCAACACCAUCUCAAUAUAUACCAGAAGUGGAAACAGAGGCCAUGGAGUUUCCAUCAGUUGUGCGUGUUUCAGAGUUAUGCAAGGUUGUUGGACUUCAUAUAGAAUCCGGGGAGAGUAGUAUUGGUAAAGUAGAAGUACAAAAUGGACAAGAGGUUAACUUGGACAAGUCAACACUGCAACAUUUACCAGAAGUGCGAGGAGAGGCCACGGCUUUUCCAUCAAUGCCGUGCGUUUCCGGAUUACGUAUGGAAUGUGUGGAGCCAUCAUCACAGUGUCAUAAUUCGGAUAAAUUUGCAAGUGGCAAUGAAGUUGAAUUGAUGAAGAGGAAUCAGGUAUUGGAAACUGAAAAUACAGAAUUGAGGAAAGAAAUAGAGGCUUUAAAAUUGGAAAACAGACAAAUGAAAAUGCAGAUUUAUUCCGCUAAUGAUUUGGUGACACGACUGGAGGGGCUUGUAAUGGAUGAGACAUCCUAAUCACUAUUUAGAUAGGAAAUAUUUAACUAAAGCUUUUGUUCCUUUUAUUUUUCUGUAAAAUUUAAUAAUAGUAAUUGG
Messenger RNA from Hibiscus syriacus, 1808 nucleotides. RefSeq lists its product as uncharacterized. The transcript is spliced from 8 exons. NCBI's taxonomy places the organism in Eukaryota, Viridiplantae, Streptophyta, Magnoliopsida, Malvales, Malvaceae. The coding region runs from base 9 to 1730 and encodes 573 amino acids. The record is from RefSeq and is a predicted model, not a curated record.